Messenger RNA from Talaromyces marneffei, 654 nucleotides. RefSeq lists its product as uncharacterized. Gene Ontology annotation, cellular component: large ribosomal subunit. Gene Ontology annotation, molecular function: RNA binding; structural constituent of ribosome. The transcript has 4 exons. Gene Ontology annotation, biological process: translation. The record is from RefSeq and is a predicted model, not a curated record. Lineage: Eukaryota; Fungi; Ascomycota; Eurotiomycetes; Eurotiales; Trichocomaceae. The coding region runs from base 1 to 654 and encodes 217 amino acids.
AUGUCUAAGAUCACAGUCGCCGGAGUGCGUCAAAAUGUCCAACAGCUUCUGGACUACUCUCAAAACACCAAGAAGCGUAACUUCCUCGAGACCGUCGAGCUCCAGAUCGGUUUGAAGAACUAUGACCCCCAGCGUGACAAGCGUUUCUCCGGUACCAUCCGCCUUCCCAACGUUCCUCGCCCUGGCAUGUCCGUUUGCAUCAUUGGUGACCAGCACGAUCUCGAUCGUGCCAAGCACUUGGGCUUGGAGUCUGCUUCCGUCGAUGACUUGAAGAAGCUCAACAAGAACAAGAAGCUCAUCAAGAAGCUCGCCCGCAAGUACGAUGCUUUCGUUGCUUCCGACACCUUGAUUAAGCAGAUUCCCCGUAUCUUGGGACCCGGUCUUUCCAGGGCUGGUAAAUUCCCUACUCCUCUUUCCCACGCUGAGGACAUGGACGCCAAGGUCACCGAAGUCAAGUCCACCAUCAAGUUCCAGCUUAAGAAGGUUCUCUGCUUGGGUGUUGCCGUUGGUAACGUUGGCAUGACCGAGGACGAGUUGAUCUCCAACAUCAUGCUUGCCAUCAACUACCUUGUCUCUCUUCUUAAGAAGGGCUGGCAGAACGUUGGAAGUCUUGUUAUCAAGGCUUCCAUGUCUCCUCCUAAGCGCCUCUACUAA